GGAAUAGUGUAGAAAACACUUUGGAAAUACACAGCCGGUGUGAAAAUGCUUUCGGUGGAUAAAUCAGGAGGUUUACCAACAAACAACCAGUUUUCAGAUGCUUCCAAUGCUCGCUUUACGUAUUUAAACUGGAACAAUGAAUAUCAAAGUCAAAAUUCACAACUAGACGGUGUUCAAUAUGAAAAUAAAGAUGGCAUUCCUGUUUCGCAUCGAUAUCAGGGAAUUCGUGCUCCGUUUGGGAUAAAAAAUAAUACUGUGGCCCCACAGCCUGGCCAGGCACCUACUAACGUACCCCAAGUUCCGCCCAGAGACUGGAUGAUCCCUGCUAUUCUUUCUCUGUUCUGCUGUUGUAUAACUGCCAUUUUCGCCAUAAAGUCUGCAAAACAGGCAAAAGAUGCGGUCUAUGUUGGUGAUUUGGCAAAAGCACAUAGGGAAGCAAAAGGAGCACGCAACCUCACCAUCAUUUCUUUUGUGAUCGGGAUCGGUUUUCUCAUAUUAUAUGCGAUAUUUCGAGUGACUAGUUAUUUUACGCUGGAAAGUGAUUAGAUAUUGGACACUUCUGAAUUUUGUUACAUGCUAACUCUUCCGUGGCACCUGAUCCAACCUCUGAAUUGUUAGAAAUCCUAUUCUAUAAUGUUUAACGGACUUUUAAGCUCGAAUACUUUUCGUAAUAUCUAUACAGUCGGAGCUCUUUGAAUUCAUACCUCGCACACAAGUGCCAUUCUUGUUGAUUCAGUCAUGUGAUCUUAUUUGAAUUUCAUUUAAAUGUUAUAAAAUAAUACUUUUGAAGUCCAAGUUAUUUUGUGGCACACUCAACACCAUGUUUUGCUUUCAAAUACUACCUACAUUUAGUUGUAAUUAAAAGCAAUGUACAAUAUUUAUAUACAGCAUAAUUUUCUUAUGAAAUCCAUUAGA
Saccostrea cuccullata (small rock oyster) is the source of this 915-nucleotide messenger RNA. RefSeq names its product proline rich transmembrane protein 1B-like. NCBI's taxonomy places the organism in Eukaryota, Metazoa, Mollusca, Bivalvia, Ostreida, Ostreidae. The record is from RefSeq and is a predicted model, not a curated record. The coding region runs from base 46 to 546 and encodes 166 amino acids. Gene Ontology annotation, cellular component: membrane. The transcript is spliced from 4 exons.